Molecule: messenger RNA, 939 nt
Organism: Diaporthe batatas
Lineage: Eukaryota; Fungi; Ascomycota; Sordariomycetes; Diaporthales; Diaporthaceae
Exons: 3
Coding region: 1-939 (312 amino acids)
Source: RefSeq, a predicted model, not a curated record
AUGGCGACCUCGAACGGCCAUGACCCAUGCUUCCCAAACCCCAUAUACCAGCAUGUCAAGGACUGGGCUGCCAAGCAGGAGGCUAUUGAGAAGGAGACCAAAGCACCGGCCCCUCUGAACGACGUCGAGCGGGCGUUCCUCGAGGGGCUGCUCAAGCCGUCGCCAUCGCUAUCGCCAGCCCCGGAUGACGGGAAGGACUAUGUCAGCCUGCUAUUCCAGUACAGACAGGCGAAGCCUGCCGGCCACAAGACCAACUUUGUCGAUGGCGCGCAUCCCAUCCCAAACGCUCAAGGGAGCGCUCAAUGGACCUGCGCGGUCGAGCUCAGCGAGACUUCGGUCUAUGAGCCAAGGAUCAAGUCAUUUCCAGCUGCCGGGUUCGGUCUCGACGCGACGGGCUCCUGCCCGCCGUUCGCAAAAAAGAAGGAUGCUAAGCAAUAUGCCGCCAAGUGCGCAAUGGAGUGGCUGGCUAAGCAUGGUCUCUUGCCCCCUCAUCUAAGACUCCCCGUCGCUCCCCAGGAAACCCUCGCAGUCCUGCAGAGCCAGCCGCCCAAGCGUCCGAACGAGGGCAGCAACGGCGUGCUGUCGCCGGCCCCGAAGCGUAAGCCCACGGGGACCAACUUCACCGUAGACGUCAACGAUGACAGCCCCUCGGCUGCACAGCGUGUAUCGAUGCUCUGCCAAAGCAUGGGCCUGCAGGCACCGAGCUACAAGCUGACGCCCGCACAUGAGGGCAUUAAUUUUAUCUACAAUGGGUACGUGGACUUUGGCCAGGACGAGGACGCCUUCGACUUACCCGAGGACGUGGGGCAGAUUGCAGGCGUGAUGGGUAAGGAUACCGCGAGACAAGACAUGGCUGAGCAGCUGCUGCCGCACCUCCUGAAGAUGUAUCGGGAGAGGUGCGGAGAGUAUGCGUCGCACAUGGCCUCACUUCCAUCGUAG